AUGGCCUCGGCUGGGCUCAAGACCAUCAUCGCCCUCUCCUUCGUCCUCGCUGUCGGCUUCCUGCUCGUCAUCCUCUCAUGCGCCCUCUUCAAAGUCUACUACCCACUCCUCGUCGUCGCCACCUACGUCGUCGCCCCGCUGCCCAACUGGAUCUGCAGCCGCUGCGCGAACCCCGACGACUUCGUCGAGAGCUCCGGCGCCGCCGUCCUCGACCUCGGCCGCUUCUUCACCGGCUUCUUCGUCGUCAUGGGCAUCGCCCUCCCCGUCGUGCUCGCCCACUCGGACCUCAUUCGCGUUGAAGCCAUGAUCAUGUCCGUUGUUGGCGGCCUCUUGAUCUACGGGACCAUCAUAAGCUUCGGCAUGUUCUUCCAGGAGGAUCACGAGUUUUGA
Messenger RNA from Drechmeria coniospora, 390 nucleotides. RefSeq names its product vacuolar protein sorting 55 superfamily. NCBI's taxonomy places the organism in Eukaryota, Fungi, Ascomycota, Sordariomycetes, Hypocreales, Ophiocordycipitaceae. Gene Ontology annotation, cellular component: endosome; Vps55/Vps68 complex. Gene Ontology annotation, biological process: late endosome to vacuole transport via multivesicular body sorting pathway. The record is from RefSeq and is a predicted model, not a curated record. The coding region runs from base 1 to 390 and encodes 129 amino acids. The transcript has 2 exons.